This is a messenger RNA of Impatiens glandulifera, 2661 nucleotides long. RefSeq names its product probable beta-D-xylosidase 6. Gene Ontology annotation, cellular component: plant-type cell wall. The coding region runs from base 173 to 2584 and encodes 803 amino acids. Gene Ontology annotation, biological process: arabinan catabolic process; xylan catabolic process. Gene Ontology annotation, molecular function: xylan 1,4-beta-xylosidase activity; alpha-L-arabinofuranosidase activity. The transcript has 7 exons. Lineage: Eukaryota; Viridiplantae; Streptophyta; Magnoliopsida; Ericales; Balsaminaceae. The record is from RefSeq and is a predicted model, not a curated record.
CUUCUCUCUAUCUCUCUCUUUCCGUACCAGUUUUUGCUGGAAGAAGAUUGAAUCCCGUUUGGAUUCUCACGACGGUGUCUUCCUUCCUUCAUCCACUCAUUCCUCCUCUAGUAAACAACUGGUUUGAACUGGCAUCCUUAACAAGAAUUUGGCAGCAAAAGCCUCUUAUGAUAUGUCUCACUGUAAACCAUGGAAGUGGAGUUUGAGUUUCAUAUUCAUUCUGAGCUUCCUAUUUACAUCCACCAUAUCAACUAACCAAGAACUUCAGUUCCCUUGCAAGCCACCUCAACAUAACUCCUACCCUUUCUGCGACACCUCCCUUCCCAUCCAAGCUAGAGCCGAGUCCCUUGUCUCCUUCUUGACCCUUGAGGAGAAGAUCAAACAGCUAUCUGAUAAUGCCUCUAGUAUCCUUAGGCUUGGCAUACCUGCCUAUGAGUGGUGGUCAGAGUCCCUCCAUGGAAUUGCCAAAAACGGCCCUGGUAUCAACUUCAAUGGGACAAUUUCAUCUGCCACUAGCUUCCCACAAGUCAUCCUCACCACAGCUUCUUUUAAUAGAAGCUUGUGGCGGUCAAUUGCAUCGGCCAUUGCUGUGGAGGCUAGAGCAAUGUAUAAUGUUGGUCAGGCCGGUUUGACCUUUUGGGCUCCCAAUGUAAAUAUCUUUAGAGAUCCCAGAUGGGGGAGAGGUCAGGAGACACCCGGGGAGGACCCAAUGGUUGCUUCUGUCUAUGCUGUCGAGUAUGUGAGGGGGUUUCAGGGCGGGAGCGUUCUUGCUAGUGCUCAUGCGGAUACUGACAAGAGCAUUCUUACUAGUGAUGAUGACGAUGCUGAAUUGAUGUUGUCUGCAUGUUGCAAGCAUGUCACUGCCUAUGAUUUGGAAGAUUGGGGGUCUUUCACCAGAUAUAACUUCAAUGCUGUGAUCACAAACCAAGAUUUUGAGGAUACUUAUCAGCCGCCAUUCAGAAGUUGCGUCGAACAGGGUAAAGCGAGCUGCUUAAUGUGUUCGUAUAAUGCAGUCAACGGCAUACCUGCUUGUGCACGAGAGGACCUCUUACAGAGAACACGAGUUGAAUGGGGUUUCAAAGGAUAUAUUGCCUCAGAUUGUGAUGCUGUUGCUACUAUAUACGAAUAUCAAAAAUAUUCGAGAAGCCCAGAAGACGCAGUUGCAGAUGCUUUAGGAGCAGGAAUGGAUAUCAACUGUGGUACAUAUCUUCUUCGGCAUACCCAGUCUGCUUUAGAACAAGGGAAAGUACAAGAAAAAGACAUAGAUAGAGCCCUUGUAAAUUUAUUUUCAGUUCUAAUUCGCCUUGGCCUUUUUGAUGGUGACCCUAAGAAAGGAAAGUUUGGGAAGUUAGGACCUAAAGAUGUUUGCACUUUGAAGCACAGGGAAUUAGCUCUUGAAGCAGCAAAGGAAGGCAUUGUGCUCUUAAAAAAUAAUGAUAAAUUUCUGCCUCUAGCAAAAAGGAGUAUAUCUUCAUUAGCUAUCAUUGGUCCUCUAGCUAAUCAAACUGAAUUGGGUGGUGGAUACACAGGAAUCCCGUGUGAGCCAAGGAGCAUCGUUGAUGGAAUGCAAAGAUACGUAAAGAAAACAACAUAUGCCUCCGGUUGUGUUGAUGUAUCUUGUGCCACAAAAGCCGGUUUUAGUGAAGCUCUAUCUGUUGCGAAAGAAUCUGAGUUAGUCGUCAUUGUUGUUGGACUCGAUUUGAGUCAAGAGACUGAAGAUCAUGAUAGACGUAGUCUUCUUUUGCCUGGUUAUCAAACGGACCUUGUCAACUCAAUUGCGUCUGUGAGUAAAAAACCCGUGAUUUUAGUUCUAACCGGAGGUGGACCACUUGAUGUGUCUUUUGCUAAGGAAGACCCAAGAAUUGCAAGUAUACUUUGGAUUGGUUAUCCUGGAGAAACCGGUGGGAAAGCUCUCGCUGAGAUCUUGUUUGGAGAUCAUAAUCCUGGUGGAAGAUUGCCUGUGACAUGGUACCCGGAGUCAUUCACAAAGGUACCAAUGAGCGACAUGAACAUGCGAGCAGAUACUUCUCGCGGUUACCCUGGUAGAACAUAUCGGUUUUACACAGGUGAAAGAGUAUACGGAUUUGGGUACGGUUUAAGUUACUCGAAAUUCUCCUACAAGCUUCUGUCUGCCCCACCAACAACACUCAGCUUAUUAUCAACAGGAUCAACCGAACUUGAUUCUUUUUCAAAACGGGCUAGGAGGAGCGCCUAUGGAAUCAACCACGUUCAAAUCGAUGAUAUGAAACACUAUUGUGAUUCAUUGAGAUUCCCGUUUGAAAUAUUGGUGACUAACAAUGGAGAAAUGGAAGGGGGGCAUGUGGUGAUGUUGUUUUCAGGAUCCCCGAAAGUGUUGGAAAGAAGCGGGAGGAGUCCGGAGAAACAGUUGAUUGGUUUCGAAAGGAUUGAGACAGUUCCUUAUGUGGGUGUAAAGGUAAGGAUGAUGGUUGAUCCUUGUGAGGAUCUUAGUAUUGUGAAUGAGGAUGGGAAGAGAGUGUUGGCAUUAGGUAAUCAUUCUCUUAUGAUAAUGCAGCAGUAUGGGGAGGAUUUCGAGCUGCGUCAUAUUGUUUCAAUAAUUCUGUAAUUAUGUCCCUUUUUUAUUUGGCAUAUUUAUGCUAUAGCUGAAUUCCAUUUCACCCUAAUAAAGAACCCUUCAUAUCC